AUGGCUGUAUCUUCAGCUAUCUCAGAACCACAGUAUCUAGAAUACCUGGAGAAUGCAUCCAGUUUCAACACAAGGCUAUGCAUAGAGCGACGACUGAGACUGCCCUAUCUGGAUUCUCAAACAGACGAGCACCAGAUCACGACGGUGGAGAACACGGCGCUGAGCAGCAGCGACGACGUGGCGCCCUCUGCUGCUGUCGCCGAGGAGACGAGCAAGGACGUGUGGUACAAGGACUACGACGAGCUGAGCGACCCGCCGGACGCCGGCGAGAUCGAGGACGUCGACUCGGACGAAUACGAGGACUACUCGACGCGCCGCUCUCGCAAGAAGAAGCCACCUGCCAGGAAAAAGAAGGAGAAGGAUGCAGGGAAGACGGAAAAGGAGUUGGAAGUUGAGAAGCCAUAUUGUUGUGAUAGAAAGAAGGGCAACGGACCGGCGCAGCUUAGCGAGUACUGCGACUUCUGCCUGGGCGACGCCUCCGAGAAUAAGAAGACGCUGCUGGCAGAGGAGUUGGUUUCCUGCUCCGACUGUGGCCGUUCCGGUCACCCAACGUGUCUGCAGUUCAACGAAAACAUGAUCAUCUCAGUAAAGCGAUACAGGUGGCAGUGCAUCGAGUGCAAAUCCUGUGGGUUGUGCGGCACAUCUGAGAACGACGAUCAGCUGCUGUUCUGUGACGACUGUGAUCGCGGCUACCACAUGUACUGUCUCAAACCUCCACUCACCGAACCACCUGAAG
Priapulus caudatus is the source of this 736-nucleotide messenger RNA. Its product is annotated as zinc finger protein ubi-d4-like. Gene Ontology annotation, cellular component: nBAF complex. Lineage: Eukaryota; Metazoa; Priapulida; Priapulimorpha; Priapulimorphida; Priapulidae. Gene Ontology annotation, biological process: nervous system development. The record is from RefSeq and is a predicted model, not a curated record.